CGAACCGCUAAUGUAUGCUGCUGCUAAAAUGGCCUGUAAAGAUGUCAAUGAUAAAGUCGGGUUGUUAGCUAGAUUUAUUACUGGGUUAUUCGUUCACACUAUUCUCUCGCUAUUUAGAACGAAAGGGUUGUUUUAGUAAUUUCACUACAAAGCAGGAAGUCGGAACUAUGAAAUGAGCAGCACAGUGGCUUACACUACAGUAGCCUCAUUGUGAUCAGCCACCAGGCGCCAUGGUGCUGAAGAUUUUCUUCCCGCGGUGCUGCAACUCGGCCGACAGUGGCCUCCUGGUGGGCCGCUGGCUCCCAGGGCAGGAGUCAGCCGUGGUGCUGGCUGUCAUCCACUACCCCUUCAUCCCGGGCCAGGUGAAGAGGUACCUGUGCGAGCUGCAGGCGCAGAGCCAGGUGGACCUGUCAGUGCUGGGGUCCUGGAGCAUGCCCAAGAAGGGCCAGGAGGGCAUGGAGAGCUUCCUGAAGGACCUGAGCACCAUCUUCCCCCAGGACCGCUGGCUCCAGGUCAGCCGGGGGGCGGGCAGUCGGGGCUUCGCUUGCCAGUUGGUGGAGAGGGACGGAGGCUCCGCCCAGGAUGGCGGAGACAGUGACAGGGUCAUCUUCGUCCAUUACGACCAGCGCAAGGUCAUGCUCUCCCAACUCCACCCGCUUGAGGGCGGGGACAGCGCCAACGGCACUGCCGAGCCGUCGGAGCUGCGCCUGUUCUUCCAGACGGUGGCCCGCAGCCAGCCGCUCUUCGCCACUGACCAGUACGACGAGGGGCCCCUCAAAGUCACACACUGGCAGUCAGAGGGCAGGGAGGCCAGCAUCAUCGUGGAGCUCAUGAAGCAGGCAUCCGUACCGCUGUGCGCCCUGCUCACCUGGCUGCUCUCCCUGUGGACGCGCCUGUGCCGCAUCAGCCUGUUCAACCUGUGGCCAGUGCGUUUCGUGACCAGCAAGCUCUCCACCUGUGUCCAGCUGAGUUACAGGACGGACCAUCUCCGGACAGUCAGCUCCACGAAAAAAGCCUCAGACCACAUGGGGUUCAUGAGGAAGGCCAACAUCUUUGUGUCCUUCUUCGUGGAUGUGGCUCUGGGGCUGCUCCUCAUCUCCUGGCUGUACAGGGCCAACCGAAUCAGUCGACUCGCAGAGAUACUCAUGCCGGCGGCUGACCAUGUUGCCAAAGAGCUCCAGGAGUUGCUGCAGUGGCUUAUGGGAGCGCCGGCAGGUCUUAAGAUGAACCGGGCUUUGGACCAGGUUCUUGGGCGGUUCUUCCUCUACCACAUACAUCUGUGGAUCAGCUACAUCCACCUGAUGUCCCCCUUCAUUGAGAGGAUCCUGUGGUAUGUGGGUUUGUCCGCGUGCCUGGGGUUGACCUUUGCCCUCUCGGUGCUGUCUGACAUCGUGGCUCUGCUCACCUUCCACAUCUACUGCUUCUACGUGUACGGAGCCAGGCUGUACUGCCUGAAGAUCUACGGGCUAUCCUCCCUCUGGCGCCUAUUUCGCGGCAAGAAGUGGAACGUCCUCCGGCAGCGCGUGGACUCCUGCUCCUACGACCUGGACCAGCUGUUCAUUGGAACAUUGCUCUUCACCAUCCUGCUGUUCCUGUUGCCCACAACGGCGCUGUAUUACCUUGUCUUUACUCUGCUCCGCCUGGUGGCAGUCCUGUUCCAGGGGGUGAUUCACCUCAGUGUGGACUUCAUCAACUCCUUCCCCCUGUUCGCCAUGGGCCUGCGGCUGUGCCGGCCCUACAGACUGGCAGAGGGUGUCAAAUUCAGGGUCCUAAGUGAGGAACCGGGCAAACCCCUGCACCUGAUGAUGGAGAUUAACCCUCUGAAGUACAGCUCAGUGCUGCAGUGGUACAGGACUCCCACCUACAGCUGCUACCCAAAGGACUCCUGGGUCGCCCUGUGCAAGAAGCUGUUUGUGGGGGAGCUCAUCUAUCCCUGGAAGCGCAAGGGCACCAAGAUAGACUGAGCCCUCUGGCCAGCAGACAGGGGGCACCAGACAAGCACAGACAAGCCAAACAAACACUAGGGCGGCUAACAAUGAAGGAGAGGUCAAGGGUCAUUAUUGUGAGUGUGUGUGUGGGUGUGGGAUGGGGGCUAAGCUUGCUUGCUUUUUUAGUAUUAAUAUAUGGAGCUGUCUGUAGCACUGUGGGGGAAAAGCUGGCAGAGGACCUCACAUAGAUUGGAGGCCACUUGCAUGGUUCAGGACCUCCUAGUGCAAUGAGAAUAUCUUUCUCAUCAGGCAUUUGUAGUACAAGAUUGCACUGUUUCAAGAAAACACACUGUCCUUUUUGCCCUCGU
Megalops cyprinoides (Indo-Pacific tarpon) is the source of this 2296-nucleotide messenger RNA. RefSeq names its product phosphatidylinositol glycan anchor biosynthesis, class Q (gene pigq). NCBI's taxonomy places the organism in Eukaryota, Metazoa, Chordata, Actinopteri, Elopiformes, Megalopidae. Gene Ontology annotation, cellular component: membrane; endoplasmic reticulum. Gene Ontology annotation, biological process: GPI anchor biosynthetic process. The coding region runs from base 231 to 1964 and encodes 577 amino acids. The record is from RefSeq and is a predicted model, not a curated record. The transcript has 11 exons.